Linum trigynum is the source of this 3988-nucleotide messenger RNA. The record is from the annotation of a GenBank genome assembly. NCBI's taxonomy places the organism in Eukaryota, Viridiplantae, Streptophyta, Magnoliopsida, Malpighiales, Linaceae.
UUAUUAUAAUCAUUUUAGUUUUAUUAUAGUUAAAGGUCGAUUUGGACCACGUCUAGAUUUUGAAAUAGGGCCUCCACGAUCUAGUAGACAACCCUGCACCCACCUCUCGAUCAAUUUAGACUAUUUUCAUUUCUCCAUUCAAUUUUUGAGCUAUAUCCAUUUUCUCUUCCUUCCAGAUUUACUUUCCUUCCUACUAGGGCUGGGAAUUCGGUAUUGGUUUCUUGGUCAAACUGAAAACGAGAUCGUUUAUUCCUGAUGUAAUCUUUUUCUGAACUUAAGUAUUUUUUACAAUUAUUUACUAAUUUUUAAUUUUGAUAAAUUUAUGAAAAAAAAAAUGAGGGCUACAUUUUAAAUUUUCGAACAGGGCCUCCAAAUAUCAUGGACAACCCUGAACAGAGAAUUCAAUCACCGCUGCCACUUCCAUUUCCCUCUUACUAGUUGUUUUGUUUAGUUGUUCUUAUUUCCCCUUCCACUGAUGGCUCUAAUGAUUAAAGAAAUGGCGCCCCAAACCGUCCACCGACAUCAUUCGGUUUCUCCCUCCCACCACUUUUACUUUCCUUUCCCUUUCUUCAAUAUAUCCUCUUCUCUGUGUCCUUUUUUUUACUGCGGGUUAGAACUUUACACACUACUUUAACUGUGGGUGUAAAUGGUGAUGAUGAGCAAGUGAGGAACAUAGGAUUCAGUGGAGUUGCGCUUUCCUUCUUCCUUUCUUUUUGAUCAGUGUGGUGCUGUAAUGGGGUGCCAGAACUGAAGCUGUCUGAGUCCGAGCCUGAGCUUGAGUCAUGACCCUUUUCUUUGAUGAACUCGUACAGUGGGCAGCCAUACUUUGGACUUUCUUCUUUUUGAGUGCAAGUAUCUUGUUCUCUUCGCCGAUGAACGUGGCCUGUUCUUUUGACCAUUUUUUAACCUAGGGAAACCGUGCUUACUGUCCUCUUCUGCACUAGUUCGAACUUUGGAUCCUCCCUCCCACCGUUCAUUCAUAUAUGCUUAAACAAAUGAGCUUUCCUUUACUUGGGAAGAAGAUACCUUCACUUCAGAAAGUUGGGGACUGUUGUGUAUACUGUAAUUUCAAAUCCAGUCCAAUGUUAGCGAUGGAAAGUAGUUGUUUGGUUAGGGCUUGUAAUGAUUCAUCAACCAUUAUCACGACUUUUGUGGUUGAUGGGAUCAUUACAUUUGCUUCAAUUCUUGCAUAUUUCACUUAAAAAGUACCAAUUUUACUGUCAAUUUCACUGGUUUUGAUUCAACUUCGUUACCAUCAUGAAACUGGGUUUAACUUCUAGUCCAUUUGGCUCUGUUUUCUUUUUCUCCCCAAUUCUGCAGGAAGCCGAGGCUCAGGCAGGACGCCACUGGACUGGAACAGCAGAAUGAGCAUAGCAUCAACCACAGCCAAAGGCCUCGCCCACCUCCACUCUGCAGGCAAACUACCCCACGGCAACAUCAAAUCCUCCAACAUCCUCCUCCAAGCUCACCACCACGAGGCCUCUGUCUCCGACUACGGCCUCAACCCGCUCUUCGGCACCACCGCCCCGCCCAGCCGCGUCGCCGGCUACCGCGCCCCCGAGGUCCUCGAGACCCGCAAGGUCACGUUCAAGUCCGACGUGUACAGCUUCGGCGUCCUCCUCCUCGAGCUCCUCACUGGGAAAGCCCCCAACCAGGCCUCCCUGGGGGCAGGGGACGAAUCCGCGGGGAUCGACCUGCCGCGGUGGGUCCAUUCGGUGGUCCGGGAGGAGUGGACGGCCGAGGUGUUCGACGUGGAGCUCAUCAGGCACAACAACAUUGAGGAGGAGAUGGUGCAGCUGCUGCAGAUUGCCAUGGCGUGCGUGGCCACGGUGCCCGACCAGCGGCCCGAGAUGGCUGAGGUCGUGAGGAUGAUUGAUGAGGUGAACAGAGGGGAUGUCUCGACGACGACGACGACGGAUGAUGGGUUGAGGCAGUCUUCCGAUGAUCCGUCGAAAGGCUCCGACGGUCAGACUCAGACUCCUCCCGCUGAGUCCAGGGCAACUCCUGGUAGUGCCAGCGCCGUUACGCCGUGAAGUGCGGUGUUAGUUCUGUUUCUUUUUUUAAGGGAAAAGAGAAAGGAAACGUCGUCGUUUGGGGAGGAGAUGUGCACAGUGUUCAUAAGUAAAGUGGGAUUUUUAUUUUGUUUGGGUUUAUAUCGAUUUUUGGAGGGUCUUUUGGGGGUUUCCAAUAUUUUUAUUUGUUAGUUUCUGACAUUUUUUUUUAUCUAUUCCCAGAAAUGUCAACUUUCAAAGAUUAUUUUUUUUUACCGGUGGGGUGAAUGGGAAUUGGUGGUAGUUCCAUGAUGAAUGAAGUGGCUGGAAUUUAAUUUAACCAUACAUAUUUAUUGACCAAUUUUGGAAUUUAAUUUAACCAUACAUAUUUAUUGACCAAUUGUUGGACUGUGAUGCAAAAAUUGACAAAUCGUAAUAUCAGAAUUUCUUUUUUUGUCGGAGUCUAAAUUUAUAAAUGUUAUUUGGCGAUAUGUAACUGUAAUGUGCAGUGCAACUGACAGGUAUUUCCGAAUGGAUCAACAUCAAACUACGAAUUAGCCAGCCACCUCCACAUCCCGGUGUUUCCGUUCCAACAUAGCCACCCACCUCCAUAUAUUGGGAGACCAUGCAUAACCCAUAAUUGCUGGAUCGUGUGUAGUCUAUCCUUAUCUCCUAAAAAGAGUUUCCUUUAUGGACUGUCUUAACCAAGCUGAGGUUAAUAUAAUUACGUUUUCUGAGUUCUUGAGAAUGGGGUAAAUUAGAUAAAUAUCAAAAUAAGGAUGCAUGUCCAUGGUUUACUCUCAAUUUUCGGUCCAUCUGUAUCUUUAUCGUGUAUCGUUGUCGCAUGUGAUUUCGUAGUGGUGAUCCGACAACUGAAUUGUAGGUCGGUAGAAGAUUUUUGUUGGGCGGUACCCUGCUUCGAGAGUGUCGCCAAUUAUUGGAGCCAUGUUCUCAUUGUUUAGAUUUUAGGACAGUUCCGCGAACUACCAACUUAACUGUGUCUAAGAAAGUAGCACGUGAAGCUCUGUCAUUGGAGUUAUGUUCAGUAAUUGUUGCUAACACAAGAUAGUGGGAAAUGAGAUGGACAUAUCAUACCGCAAUCACGAACUCACACACCCACCACUCUCUAUGUUAUGUCACAAAACAUGGUCCUUUUUGCUUUAUGUAUCUUCUUUAAAUACGGGAUUUGUUUCAUAGGUGGGUGUGUGUCUUCAUGAUGAUCAUAUUGCCUGUCUGUAGGGCAGAAAUGAAAGCUAAAUUUGGCCCACAUUUUCGAUAAAUCAAUGUCAUCAAUCAUCUAUUCCCUUUCACAAUAAAUUAACCACUUGGAAUGCAUGGGGGGAACAAUAAGCCAAAGCUGGUCCAAAACCCUAGCUAGAAAAUGAAAGAAAGGACAUAGAAAUGUCAAAAGAGUAGCUACUUUCGCACACAAAUUAUACAUUGAUAUUAAUAACUUGUGUUUGGGUUUUGGUGAUCGUGAUGGUGGAAGAGGAGGAAUGAUAUUUUUAUCGAGCCAUCGAGGGUUAGUUUCGAAUGCAAAACCAGCAUUAUAGUUGAGUUGAUAUGACUCGAGUAUGGUCGUCAAAGAUACUACUUUAGACAGUUCAUUCUGAAUCGUGACUACAUUAGCAUUUUAUGCCAUUUACUGUGUAUGUGUUUCUUUUUUUUAGCUAGCUAGCUAGAUGGCCGCAUUACCCCAUGUGACAUGUCUAUCGCGAUCACAACUUUGUAAUAUGCAUUUCCUACUAGGGGCAUACAUCGCUUUUUGGAUUUUCUUAUGUAUUGAUAGUCUGGCUCAUCGUUUGGCCUGCUAGAUAAUGUACAAUACCUUUCAGAUUCCAAAAUUUCAAAUUGGUUAAUGAUACAAGAUGAGUGGUGAUUGAGAAAGAAGGAGUUUAGAGAGGAGUGACGAUAAACACGAUGAAGAAAAAAAUCGUUAGAAAACUACUAGUGUUAGUGACCAUUUUGAAAUUGUUCCAUAAACCAUGUUAAGAACA